AGUCCCGGGUUGCCUGUCGCUGGGUAAUGGUCUUCCAUUAAACAUAACUGAGACCCAGUGUUUGCGUUUUUGGCUAUCAUUAAAGUUGCAAAGCACACAUUCCUUGAGGCUGUGAUUAUAUUUAUAAUUUUGUGAAGGAGAAAUGUAAAAAAAAAUAUGUCCACAUAUUUCAAUGUUAUGUUUUUUACAUAAAUUAUGUGAAUGGCCCCAGGAGCAAAUGCUAUUAUCGUGAGAUCAUCAAUGUAUAUUGAAAAUUGGCUCGACCAUUUUUCGCGAAUCGAUAAUAAGCGAUGACAAACAAGAUUCCAGCAUGAUGAUAAAGCCAAACUCUUCUCUUCCGAAACCGUCCGAAGCACACUUCGACUUGCCAUAACUUCCAAUUAUUCAAAAAUUUAGUUUUGCUUGAAACGUCCCCCUUGGAUUCUUAGAAAAUGCACGCCAAUGCUGCCUCUGAUCGCGGCGGAUCAUGGAGACUACCACCCGAUGAGACAUUACAGGUUCAAGAUCCGAAAGUAAAAGACCAAGACUUGGAUCUUGACGAAGGACACAACUGGCGCAGUAUUAUAUUCUCUCUGUUAGUUAUUAGUUUUGUAAUAGCUGGCAUUAUAACUGCUAUAUAUUUGUUGGGGUAUGUGGACGAACUCCUUUAUUGGUCUGGUCGUCGCAUGAUUCUCGAUGAAUAUUUACAAGGAGAGUUGACGCCGACUCGAUUGCAGCCAUCCUGGGUGACAACGAAGAAAUAUGUAUUUCAAUCCGAUGACGGUGGACUCUCCAUAUUGGACACAACAACGAACUCAAUCAAUAUUUUAGUUACCAAUCACACCAUUCGUCAAUUAAAUGUUAGGGGCUAUCAGUGUUCGCACGAUCUUAACUAUGUGCUCUUCAGGCAUAAUGUGAAAAAAAUAUUUCAGAAAUCGUUUACUGCGUUUUACACAAUCUAUGAUGUGGAUAAUGACCACCAUAUGCCGGUCAAGUUAAAAGACUCAUCGAAGGUGCAACGAACUCGACUUCAAUAUGCGUCCUGGCUGGGAAACACAACAUCAAUCAUUAUUGUAGCUGACAAUGAUAUAUUUGUAAGACAAUCGCCAUCGAUGGAGGAGGAUAUAAGGAUAACUACAACUGGCCAUGAAAAUCAUAUAUAUAAUGGAGUACCAGAUUGGCUCUACCAGGAGGAAAUUUUUGAUAUUCCUGAAGCAAUUUGGUCAUCCAUGGAUGGUAGUCACUUUAUGUUUGCCUUAUUUAAUGAUACGCAUGUGGGGAUGAUGACAUAUCCAUGGUUAGCAUCUGGAGCCAUAAUCGCUGGUAGCGGUAUGACAUCGGGAAGCUCAUUUCCUGAAACGAAAAAUGUACGUUACCCAACGCCAGGCACUGCCAAUCCAGAAGUUCAAAUGUGGAUCGUCGACAUUACAAGUUUUGUAUCCAUCUCUAAAAUGGAAUUGAGACCACCACCUUCUUUAAAUGGACAAGAUUUUUAUCUAACAUCGGCCAGUUGGGUAUCCGGUAGCAAUAAUCAGGUAUCUGUCGUUUUUAUGAUACGCUCCCAAAAUUAUAGUAUAAUCGCAACAUGCUCAAAAGAACACAAUUGGACAUGCGUUGAAAUACAUUCCGAGCGUGCUCCUGAAGAUGAAUGGCUAGAUAUUUUUCCCCAUCCAGUGUUUGCUCCGGAUGGCAACAGUUUCUUACUGCUCGCAGGGAUUCAAGAGUCGGGAAAUGAUCAUUUCACCCAUAUUAAACACAUAACCAUUUCACAGCAAAGGAUAUCAGUGAUAUCGCAUGGCCGCUAUGAGGUCUUAAAAAUCUUGUGCUGGGAUACAACGAAUCAUGUGGUUUAUUAUCUUGCCACUCAAGACAAAAAACCUGGCCAGAGGCAUCUAUAUUCAGUUAAGGAUCCCGUACAUGAUGAUACUAGAAAAAGCGAACCUCAAUGCAUCACUUGCGACCUGGGCGAGGCUCUGUGGAGUAGCAGGUAUUACUAUACGAAUUGUUCCCACUUUGAUGCCUUCAUCACACCCACAACUGGCACUGCGACAAACUAUGGAAUUGAUUUCUACAUUUUGGAGUGUCAAGGUCCGGGAUUACCCGUCUCGGGUGUGCACGCGCAGAAAACCCACAGUCUCGUUAAGAUAUUGUAUGAUACACGGCCCUUCUACACGGAAAGGUUGCAGAAACUUGCACUACCCAUUCAAAGGUCAUUCGAAAUUCCAUUGCCCCAUGGUAGCCGAGCCCAAGUGCAAUUACUUUUGCCACCUAGCUGGCGGGAAGAACUCCGAGACGCAGCAUUUCCAGUUGUUGUUGAAGUAAAUGGUCGACCAGGCUCCGAGUCUGUCUCGGAAAAGUUUCGAAUAGAUUGGGGUACAUACAUGUCCUCCAGAAAUGAUGUUAUCUACGUUCGCUUGGAUGUACGAGGAGCAAAAGGUCAAAGCAAAAAAUCUAUUUACCGUCAUCUGGGUGGAGUCGAAGUUCAGGAUCAAAUUUCUGUUUUGAGAUAUCUUCUGGACACUAUAAGUUUUUUAGAUGAGACUAGAGUUGGUAUUUGGGGUUGGGGCUAUGGGGGCUAUGUGACCUCAAUGGUACUGGGCACCCAACAGGACGUCUUCAAGUGUGGCAUAUCUAUUUCCCCUAUCGCAGAUUGGCUCUACUAUAACUCUGCGUUUACUGAGCGUAUAUUGGGCAUGCCUGCCGAAAACUACAAAGGAUAUGUAGAGGCAGAUGCAACGCAACGAGCUCGCCUAAUCAAAUCAAACUCAUUCUUUUUGAUUCACGGCUUGGCAGACUCAACUGCACCGUAUGUGCAUGGUGUUCAACUAGCCAAAUCAUUAACAGAAGCAAAUAUAUUAUAUCGAUAUCAGACUUAUGCUGAUGAAGGCCAUGAUCUGAAUGGUGUCUUAGAGCAUGUGUAUUCGUCUAUGGAACAUUAUUUUGCAGAGUGCUUGAGCUUGGAUCCGGAUGAUACUAAGCCAGAUCUAGAUCAAAACAUGGUACCUGCUGAGUAGCAGGCUUAAAAAAAGAAAAACAAAAACAUUUUUAUAUGUAAAUAGAGUAGAUUAAUUAUUAUAAUAUUAUGCAGAAAUUUAAAAUGUUAUACUAUUACAAAUACACUGGUUGUUUUCCAAAGAAGGAUAUAUUAUAGAUUAUAGCAUGGCUCAUGUAAUGCUUUGUACUUCCAAAUAUAUUAAGUAUUCAUAUUAACGUCCUCAAUCUUCCAGUUAUACAUAAUAUCCUCUCGAUGAUUGUAUUAUGUAUCUUCCAAUCCAUUUUAUCUUUUCCUUUUUGUAUAUAUAUUUCUUUCAUAGCGAGCCAUAAUUGUGUAUUUUCUUUUUAUAUUUGAUUUAUAACAGCCAUGUUAAUGUUGAAAUACAAAAGUAAACGCUUCCUUUACUCGACCUUCCCAAAGAUAUAUUAUAAUAACACAAUAAGAAAAUAGCUUGAUUUUGCUAUUACCACUUGAAAAAAUGUUUUUUUCAAUGAUAUCGCUAACAAAAUUUAUCAAAGUCUAACAAAAAAAAAAAAACUAAUUGUCGUGAAUUUAUGAAUGGCAGAGGUUUUUAGCAGAAGACUAUCAAAAGUGCUU
This is a messenger RNA of Drosophila grimshawi, 3571 nucleotides long. RefSeq names its product dipeptidyl peptidase 4. NCBI's taxonomy places the organism in Eukaryota, Metazoa, Arthropoda, Insecta, Diptera, Drosophilidae. Gene Ontology annotation, molecular function: serine-type peptidase activity; dipeptidyl-peptidase activity. Bases 432 to 2993 code for a protein of 853 amino acids. Gene Ontology annotation, biological process: proteolysis. The transcript has 15 exons. The record is from RefSeq and is a predicted model, not a curated record.